This is a messenger RNA of Plenodomus lingam JN3, 102 nucleotides long. NCBI's taxonomy places the organism in Eukaryota, Fungi, Ascomycota, Dothideomycetes, Pleosporales, Leptosphaeriaceae. The record is from RefSeq and is a predicted model, not a curated record.
AUGGAGCGCGAUUCAUCUCAAAACCGCAUCCAGAAAUACCCGGUCCUUGUGCAUAGCUGCAACACCAACGCAACACAAGCCAUUUCCCAAUACAAGCUCUAG